This is a messenger RNA of Hemibagrus wyckioides, 4112 nucleotides long. It is a transcript of the gene ntrk3b, whose product is annotated as neurotrophic tyrosine kinase, receptor, type 3b. Gene Ontology annotation, cellular component: axon; signaling receptor complex; plasma membrane. Bases 258 to 2768 code for a protein of 836 amino acids. NCBI's taxonomy places the organism in Eukaryota, Metazoa, Chordata, Actinopteri, Siluriformes, Bagridae. The record is from RefSeq and is a predicted model, not a curated record. Gene Ontology annotation, biological process: multicellular organism development; regulation of phosphatidylinositol 3-kinase/protein kinase B signal transduction; cell surface receptor protein tyrosine kinase signaling pathway. The transcript has 18 exons. Gene Ontology annotation, molecular function: ATP binding; neurotrophin binding; neurotrophin receptor activity.
UACUCUCAGCAUCACUGCACUCCUCAGCCUCCUCCUGUCAUGGACUGUGGAGAGAAAAGCCGGUGCUAUUCGUUCACCUUGUCUUCAUAACGGAAUACUUUCUAAAAGACAUUAAGGAUUUCCCCCCCCACUAAUCUUUUUCCCCCCCAUCUCAUCAUGUACAUAGGCGCUCUUAUGUAGCCCAAAACCGCAUUCAGACACGCCGCACAUUUUUCCCUAUUUUUUUCCCCCCGGAUUCAUUAACUCGGUUUUGGACCAUGGAUGUUGGGCUGUGUUUCGUGGUGCUUUUGAGGAUUUUGCUGUUUUCCAGCGUCUUUCAUGGCUGUGUGUUGUCGGUGCUCGACUGCCCGCCGGCCUGCACCUGUUCCUCCACCGACAUUUACUGCAAUAAAUCGGACGGGGGGAAUUUCUUCCCUCUGCUCGCUCUGCAGGACAGCAGCAACGGCAGCAGCGGCGGCGGAGACAUCGAAGACCUGUUCAGAAACAUCACCACCAUACACAUAGAGAACUGGACAGGACUGCAGAUCCUGAAGGACGUUGACAUGGAGCUGUACACGGGACUCCAGCGGCUGACUAUCACAAACUGCAAUCUACGAACCAUUCAAGCACGUGCGUUUGCACAAAACCCUCAUCUCCGUUACAUAAAUCUGUCCAAGAACCCACUUACCACGCUCUCCUGGCAGCUCUUCAAGAAUCUUCAGCUGGUUGAACUACGACUGGAGGGGAUUGUGUUCAGCUGUGGCUGUGAGAUUCGCUGGAUCCAGCUGUGGCAGCAGAGAGGGGAGGCAGGUUUACAAACCCAGCAGCUCUACUGCAAGACCGGAGCCAACAAGAUCCGCCUGCGUUCAAUGAACAUCGCUCACUGUGACCUCCCUGAUAUCAGCGUAACUCACAGUAACCUGACGGUGAUGGAGGGAGACAACAUCACAGUCAGCUGUAACGGUUCAGGUUCUCCAUUACCUGAUGUGGACUGGACCGUGAAAGGACUUCACUCUAUCAACACCCACCAGUCAAACGUCUAUUGGCCAAACAUUCACUCCAUCAACCUUACUCUCGUCAAUGUAAGCCGGGACGACAACGACUUCGUCCUCACCUGCAUCUCUGCGAACGUGGUCGGCAUGACCAACAUGUCUCUUCAGCUGGCUGUGCAAUUUCCCCCAGUGAUUAUAAAGUUGGAUGAACCUGAACGCAGACACCACACCUGCAUCGAGUUCACAGUGAGAGGUUUCCCUCAUCCUACACUAAAGUGGUUCCACAAAGGCAGCGAGAUCAAGUCCAGGUACAUCCACAUGGAGGUUGAGGUUUAUAAGGACUACCUGGAAGGCUGCCUGACUUUUGAAAACCCUACACACCAUGAUAAUGGGAACUACACACUGGUGGCCAGUAACCCGCUCGGGUCGGUCACCAAAACUGUCUUCGGACAUUUCCUUGAGGCACCGCCGUUUCCCGACAUGGACGGAAUUAUCGAGUACGGAGACCCCACGCCUGGAAACGAUGUGAACCGGCCGGACGAGGACUCGUUCGGGAUGUCUAUAGCCGUCGGAUUGGCUGCUUUUGGCUGCGUGUUUCUCAUUGUGAUGUUCGUGCUGAUCAACAAGUACGGCAGACGCAACAAGUAUGGAAUGAAAGGUCCUGUAGCAGUGAUCAGUGGGGAGGAAGACUCCGCCAGUCCACUUCAUCAUGUCAACCAUGGAAUCAUCACGCCCUGCACGCUGGACGCCGGCCCUGACGCCGUGGUGAUCGGAAUGAGCCGCAUUCCUGUGCUGGAGAACCCGCAGUACUUCCGGCACGGACACAACUGUAACAAACCGACCACUCAGUAUCAUUACAGUUAUGACCGUUUUGAUGUCUUCUGUUCAGACAAAGAAGAAAACGAUGUCCAGCAUGUGAAGCGGCGGGACAUUGUUCUGAAGAGGGAGCUGGGAGAAGGGGCUUUCGGCAAAGUCUUCCUGGCUGAGUGCUACAACCUCAGCCCUACCAAGGAGAAGAUGCUGGUAGCUGUCAAGACCUUGAAAGACCCGACUCUGGCCGCCAGAAAAGACUUCCAGAGAGAAGCUGAGCUGCUCACCAACCUGCAGCACGAGCACAUUGUGAAGUUUUACGGCGUGUGUGUGGACGGCGACCCGCUCAUCAUGGUGUUCGAGUAUAUGAAGCAUGGAGACCUUAAUAAGUUUCUGAGGGCUCAUGGUCCAGACGCCACCAUCUUGGUGGACGGCCAUCCGAUGCAGAGCAACGGCGAACUCGGUCUCUCUCAGAUGCUUCACAUUGCUACACAGAUUGCAGCCGGCAUGGUCUAUCUGUCCUCACAGCACUUUGUGCACCGUGACCUGGCCACACGCAACUGCCUGGUGGGAAAUGGGCUCCUGGUGAAGAUUGGAGACUUCGGCAUGUCCAGGGACAUCUACAGCAUGGACUACUAUCGGGUGGGCGGUCACACCAUGCUUCCCAUUCGCUGGAUGCCGCCUGAGAGCAUCAUGUACCGGAAGUUCAGCACAGAGAGUGACGUGUGGAGCUUCGGCGUCAUCAUGUGGGAGAUCUUCACCUACGGCAAGCAGCCGUGGUUUCAGCUGUCCAAUAAUGAGGUGAUUGAGUGCAUCACACAAGGGCGCGUUCUGGAUCGGCCUCGUCUUUGUCCCAAGGAAGUUUACGACCUCAUGCUGGGGUGUUGGCAGAGAGAACCGCAGCAGCGACUGAACAUCAAAGACAUUCAGAAAGUCCUGUAUGCCUUGGGCAAAGCCGCACCGGUCUACUUGGACAUCCUUGGCUAACGCUGGUGCGCUUCGUCAGGCCUGAGGCCAACACAAUCCAGGAGAAACCAAACGGCCCCUAACCUUACUGCGCCACUGUAAAAUCACCUACACGUCGGGGAUGGACUUAAGUGCCUGCAACACCAUUUUUUUUUUUCAAUACACUCGAAUAAAAAGUACAAAAUAUUUAAAGAAAACUUUUACAUUUUCUUUACUCGUACAGUAUAUAGUGUACAGAAUUCUACAAAGCUAAACAUUUUCCUAAAAACUGAUAUGAAUAAAAGACAGCAAAGUUGUGUAAAAGAUAUGUUGCCUUUGAUAUGGCGACCACGUAUCUAAUGAACAAAGCUUUCCAGUGUUUCAUUUUAUAAACGUAUAUAUACAUAUAUGAAUAUAUUUUUUAUUUAUUUAGUUUCAUUCUUGGAGGUAUGGGUGCCUGUCGUGUUUAGCAAUGUUGCUAGAUCUUCAUUUCAAGAUGGACUUCUGAUGUUGUUUUCUCUGGCACAUAGUCGGCAAAGCCUUACUAAACUUCAGUUACUCUAGUUAGAGUCUGUUUUUUGUUUUGUUUUGAGUUUUUUUUUUUGUUUGGUUGGCUUUUUUGUUUUCUUUUUUCCCCCCUCUUUCUUCUUUUUAUACUCUGCCAUUUUGAUUUGUCAGUGACGAGUGCUUGAAUGGAAAAAAAUCUUUAGAAUACUAAAAUAUAGGUAUAUUUUAAUUGUAUGUGAUUGUACAUACUGUAAAUUUCUAUACUGGUCAGCUUAAAUUAUUUUUUUUUCUUUAUAUGAUUGUUUUUGUUUUGUUCUUUGGUUGGUAGCAUCGAAUUUUCUAAACACAGCCAUGAGAGGGCAUAAAUAUUGUUCAGUGUGACCACUAUUGUAUCACUUUAAUCUCGCUCUCUACAGUCAAAUCAUUUACAGUUUAAAGAAUCAGCUGUAAGACAGUCAAAGGCAAGUGAAUGUGUUGUGGAGGAAAUGUCAGCUCUCUGCAGAAUCAUAUUCAAUGGUAAACUGCUUUAUUUCCAACUUGCCAAAAAAAAACAACAACAUAAACUACAGUGCAAGCUUUGUGUCACUAUUCUGCAAUGACACCCAUCUAAGCAAUGUUUUUUGCGAAUCUUCAUAGUACGUGAUAUCAGUGCCAUUGCAUCUGAAGUUAACGAUCUCAUGGUGUUUGUUGUCCGUAGCGAAACAAUUCUGUGUUCUUUUGCAAUGGGAGUGUUUGUAGUUAUUUUACACCAAAUCUUUCACAGCGUCACCGUUUUGACAACUUCCGAUUCUCUUGCCUCUUUGCAGUACCAGAAAGGUUUGCUAAAGACAAAUGAAAAAUGUAUGUUUAGAAGAUGUAUUAAAUAAAUAUUCAAACCUG